AUCACAGUCACACAUUCACCAAGAGCAGCAGCAGAGUACAGAGGUGAAGGACCACCUAACUUUCCAGAAAGUAAACACAAUGAAAACCGGCCAAAUGCGACUCUGGGUUUUCAUUUAUCUAAAGUGUUUCCUUACUGGCAAGUUAGUUGAUUCUUCAGCUCUGCCCUCCGGUGCCCACCCGGUGCCCGUCAUGUCCAUGGUGGGGAGCGAGGUGGUCCUUCCCUGCAGCUGGAAGGGCUCCCAGGAAGAGGUGACCCCGUCUGCCUGCCACAUCCAGUGGAUGUCUCCGCCACACACCGUGUUCGAGCAGCUCGGAGACGAAAAGUGGCAGGCAGCGGGAUUUAAGGGCAGAGUGGAGGUACCCCAGGAGAAACUCGGCUCCGGGGACUGCUCCCUUAUCAUCAAGGAUGUUCAGAUCGGAGACACGGGGAGAUACGAGAGCUUCAUAGUGGUGGACGGAGUGAGGUCCAUAAAAAGCCGGGUCCUCAUUCAGAGUGUCAAACUGUCUGUCACUGACCACAAAUCCACGAAGUCUCAUAAACCAGGUGAUGACCUGGUUUUGGAUCUCUACACCUCCCACUCACUUGCCGUGGUCUUCCAGAGCAGGAAUAGCUCAGAGUGGGUGACCCUGUGGAACCGGGGGGAUGGAAACAAUGAACGCCUGAUAAAACAUCCUCAGCUUGAGCUGUUAACAAUAAAGAACCUGCAGUGCUCAGACGAAGGAAUAUACAAAGUUUUGGAUGAGGAGGACCUCUCCGUCAGCACCGUUCAGCUCUACGUAGAUGAAAAGUCCUCGUCUUUCAGACUGUUUCAAGGGCUGGACAAUACUCCAAUAGACGCUGCUGCUACAAGCAGCUGCUCAGCUCUUCUCCUCUUGUCUGUUCUGCUCUCAUGUUUCCAAAUUCCUCAUCUUCACUGAGACACAUUUUUCUACAAAGCAACUGCCUAAACAAUUUCUACAGAACAUCCAACAUUUUGCACCUUAUGACGAGCAGACAGAGCGGUUUCGAACAUUCGGCCCCCGUCUGUGUACGUGCUAAACAGACGGGUCAAAACUGGAGAGCAACAGCAGAAGUUUGUAGCUUUAUCAACUACCCUGGGCGUGAUUGGUUCCUGAGUGCUGAUAGUCUGAGUGAAUAUUAAAAAUGUUAUGUUAAAUUGAUGGUUUGCUAAUGUGUUCAAGAUUUCCUACAAGUCAUUUAAAAGAACAGCCAAUGAUUUCCUGAUGGAUGAAAAAUAUUCCUUCAUUAUGACAGUCGCUUUAGCUGUUUAAUUCAUUAUACAGUUGACAGUUUCUACAAAAAAGCUGCAGGACAGCUGCGCUAAAAUCUGUGUCACAACUGCCCAUUAGAUUGUAAAGAUGAAGCCUGGAGAGUAAUCCCUUAGUUAAUUUUGAUGUGUUAAAACAGAUGCCUAACCUCUAAAACACAUUUGUCCUGCAGCUUUGAUAUUAGUCGAUGACCAGUGGAAGCGUCUGUUCAAAGUGUUUCACUAUCCAUCAGCAGAAAAGUUGUCUAUGUCUUCGAACUAAUCUUUAACUCAUUUGCAAAUGAUUCAUUUAAAAAGUUUCAUAGUUACAGUGUUUUAUGAGCCACUGCUUGUAAGUUGUCUAAGUAAAAUUGUUCUUAGUUUAUAUGGCACGUAGAAAUACAGGGAGCUCUUUGUGUCUACAUAUUUAAUCUUUGCCUAUAUAUGGCUGUUAAAAAGGUGUUUUGGCUUUUUUUUUGCUUCCCUAAGCUCUUUGUAAUCAAAAAUGCUUCAAUUGUGAUUAAUCUAGGCAAAAAGCAUAACUACUUUUCCGUUUUGUGAAAAACUGUAGUCACAACAGAGAUUCAUAGGGAACAUUUGGACAUUUUGAAGUGUGGUUUUGUUACAAGGUUAUAAGCAGUUAAUAUCUCACCCAAGGCUAAUGAGUUAUCUUCCGUUAAUAAAAGCAAAGACUAGGUCGUCUGAAGUUAUCGACUAGUCUGAGAGGAGCCGAGAAAAAUAUUGUCUUCUAUGGCCUUAAACAGGAGUGACAGAAAAGUCAGCGGUUUAUGUGAACGUUAGCUUAUGAACCUUUCAAUCAUCAGCAUGUUUGCACAUCGAAUGGUUCCUCGCAUAGAAGCUUAUUUACAGAGGAAAUGGAAGCUGGAGGCAGCGCGUCACCAAUGUUCCUCCCUGUGAAACGUUCUGAGAACAGAGAGCGUUUGUUCUGCUGGAGAAACUUCACGACAGAAAAACACUGAAGUGGGGGGAAAAAAGCUAAAACAGUCUUUUGUUUUAUAGCUUUUUUUUCUUAAACACAUCAUUGCUUUCCUGUCUUGAAGAUCUGGUCCUUAACGGUUCCGUUCUCAGCACGUUUCCCAUUGGAAGAUGACUGGUGGCGCACCACCUCCUCCCACCGUUUCCUGUGUAAAUAAUCUUCGUCUUUCGUAUAAACUGCAAAUAUAAGAAUGGUUUAAUGCAGUGGUCCCAAACUCGAAUCCUCGAGGAUGGGUGUCCUGCAACCUUUAGAUGCGUCCCUUGUCCUACACACCUGAAUCAAAUGGCUACACUGCUUCACUAAGUAGCAUUCAGUCAGGCUCUGCUAAGAAGCUAAUAUUUGAGUCAGGUGGGUUGAAGCAGAGACACGUCUAAAAGUUGCGGGACACCAGGCCCCGAGGACUGGAGUUUGUGACCACUGGUAAAGGUUCAUGAAAUAACGUUUCUAUAAACCGCUAAGUGGAUUAAUGCAGCAGAAGUCCAUUUUGAUCUUGGCUCCUCCUGGACAAGCUGUUGGCUUCAGCCUCCAGGACAACUAAAAACUAAAAACAAAACUAAAAACACCAGCAGAGUUACAAACUGUGAUGAAAACAUUGACUGCUUAUAGCUUUUUAACAAAAUCUCACUUCAAAAAUGUCCGAACGCUCUAUUUAACAAUCUGACAUUAAACUGUGAAACUUGGUUUGACUUUACUGGGAAAAUGCAUGAAACCAGUUGUGUAAACUAAUAUAAAACAACCCCAAUGUUAUUAUUCAUUAAUUAACUGCAUUUAAACGUGUAGAUAAACAGCUAAAACAAAAGUGAUAAAAUCAGUUUCUAAAGGAAGAAACCAGAUCCAUGAUUUAGAAAUGUAAACAUUUUCAGUAUUUUAACAGCAAUGCAGUUUAAACAAUUUGUGACUGUAUUAAAAUAUUUUUUACGGGUUAAAAAGAAAAAUCAAACAAACAGGAUUGAACGGAUGGGUCCUGUACAACUUGCACGCCUCAUCCUGAACUAACUUUUUGACCUAAGGCUGAAUUAAUGUGAGAAAAAUAUCAAAAUAUUAAAAAAAUGGAAAAGUGGAAUCUGAGUAGUGACACGUUGCAAAAUUUUUUUGUUUUCUUGUAGAGGAUGUAUGUGUAGGGGAUGCAUCUGUUAUUUAAUUAAAAACGAAUAAAGAAAUACAAGAAAA
Fundulus heteroclitus (mummichog) is the source of this 3415-nucleotide messenger RNA. It is a transcript of the gene igldcp, whose product is annotated as galectin 17. The record is from RefSeq and is a predicted model, not a curated record. Bases 80 to 919 code for a protein of 279 amino acids. Lineage: Eukaryota; Metazoa; Chordata; Actinopteri; Cyprinodontiformes; Fundulidae. The transcript is spliced from 7 exons. Gene Ontology annotation, biological process: cellular response to lipopolysaccharide; positive regulation of T cell proliferation; cell surface receptor signaling pathway. Gene Ontology annotation, cellular component: external side of plasma membrane.